UGUGUCUGAUGACAUACUGUAAUGAAAGGACCCGGCUGCACGUGCGGGGGCGCGCACGUCGCUGUCAGAGUUGGUUCUAGCAGGAAAUACAGACUGCCAGUGGAUGUGUCAAAUCCUUAAGUCUAUGGUCAAAUCGCUUCACCAUCCCUAUGAACCGAACAGCCUGAUUUGAGAGAGGAUUUUGUCCAAGAAAAUGCCGGUUGCAAGAUCCAAAACAUGAACAUGGAGUUAAGGAUAAGCCAGCGUUGCUUUGUUAUUGACCUGCAACGAUGCGGAACCCACGAGCCAGCUUGUUAGCUAAAGUAGCAAACCAUCCUGCUUGUUAGCUAAUGCUGCUAGAUAGAAAGCUAGCCAGCAAACAAGCUAAUCAUAUUUGUGGUGGAUACGUUUGUUUUGUUCAAUUCAUCUUUUCAACAACGACGAAUCCAAUAAGUAAUUCUCAUUGGAUAUCGUUUGUCAAUUUUGUUUACCUUGGCUCGUUUCGAUUUAUUUAACGGAGGAAGCAGUUCGGGAACCGGAGCUGUGGGGGGGCCGCGGACAAGACCCCCCUGGGCGUCCAGGCGGACUCAGCGCGCAGCCACGCGGGACGUGGACAGUGCCAGCAGUGAGGAGCAGCCAUGGCUGAAAUCUCCGCCCUCACCCCUUCUCCCCCGGGUAUGUGCGACCACUCCCUCCCUCCUGCCCCCUCCUCUCCCCACGCCCUGCCCAGCAUACCCCCCUCGGAGUCCCCGAAACAGGCCCUCCUUCCGAAGUCCACCUUGUACGGCGACCGCUACACCAUGGGUACCCCUUCUGCCCCUACAGCGAGCACAGCACCCCUCACACCCCCCACACCCCCACCACGAGCACCAAUGUUAGCAGCCACAGCGCCCCUCACACCCCCCGCACCCCCACCACGAGCACCAAUGUCAGCAGCCACAACGGCCCUAAACAUCCCUGAAGCAGCUCCACCCUCCAUCCCCACAGAGAUCACUGUCGCCCAGCCUGCAGAAGGUGCCGUGCCCCCCAGUGAAGGUACAUGUGGACCGGAGAGCAUGGAGCAAGUUCAGACGGGCUCUGUGGCUGCUCCCUCAGAGGCCCCAGGCGUGGCAGACCCAGGGCAGGAGCCGCAGCAGAAGGAGCCCGCUCACUCCCCUGAUCUUAAUCCCAGCCCUAAUCUCUACCCCAGCGUCCACAUCAACCCCAUGUGUCCUAAUCCCACUCCGGUGGAGGUCCUGCCCCCCUGGAAGCCCCCUGCUCAGACCCCCCCUCAAGCAGCAGCCCCCUCCACCCCCCCUACUGCCCCUGCUCCCCCCGCCUCCUCCUCCUUCUCCUUCUCCAGUCCCCCCGAAGACUCUGACUCCACCCAAACACAGACCACCACCGCCUCCGCACCGUCAGCAGUAACGGAAGCAGCACAGGCAGCUCCAGCCACUCUCUCACAAGCACAACCUCCCCAGCCGCCCCCGCGAGAUGCCAAGCCACAGGCCGCCACCACCACCUCAAACCCUCACCCUACCCCAGGACCCAAACCCGUCUCUCCCACCACCCCUGGUGCUGCCCAACGGGCACUGGAGCCCCCGGGCACCCCCUCCAGGACGGACCCCCCCAUUCUGGUGGUGCAGGAGUCGGGCCCCAUGCUGCCCCUGCCCACAGCCCCGUCGCGGCCGGCCCCGGACACGCUGAGCUACCUGGAGUCGGCCAGCAUGAUGUCAGGCACGCUGGAGUCACUGUCUGGACUGGGCGAGGACGGCAGCUCGAUCGGCUCCGACUCGGAGGUCAACGGGCUGGGGCUGCGCCGCACCGACAAGUACGGCUUCCUGGGCGGCGCACAGUACUUCGAGGGCAGUGAGAAGGAGCUCAAAGUGGAGGUGGCGCGACAGAGGGAGAUGAAGUGGCUGGACAUGUUCAACAACUGGGACAAAUGGGUCAACAGACGUUUCCAGAAGGUGAAGCUGCGCUGCAGGAAAGGGAUCCCGUCCUCUCUCAGGGCCAAGGCCUGGCAGCUGCUCUCCGAUAGCAAAGAGCUGCUCGACUCAAACCCUGGGAAGUUUGAGGAGCUGGAGAGAGAGCCGGGAGACCCUAAGUGGCUGGACAUCAUUGAGAAAGACCUGCACCGCCAGUUCCCUUUCCAUGAGAUGUUUGCUGCACGCGGAGGACAUGGUCAGCAGGACCUGUACCGGAUCCUGAAGGCUUACACCGUGUACCGGCCGGAGGAGGGCUACUGCCAGGCCCAGGCUCCCGUGGCAGCCGUGCUGCUAAUGCACAUGCCCGCUGAGCAAGCGUUCUGGUGUCUGGUGCAGAUUUGUGAGAAGUUUCUGCCGGGAUACUACAGCGCUGGACUGGAAGCCAUCCAGCUGGACGGGGAGAUCUUCUUCUCCUUGCUGCGGCGCGUGUGUCCCAUGGCAUAUCGCCACCUGAAGAAGUUCAAGAUCGACCCCAUCCUCUACAUGACAGAGUGGUUCAUGUGCAUCUUCUCCCGCACGCUGCCCUGGUCCUGUGUGCUGCGCGUCUGGGACAUGUUCUUCUGCGAGGGUGUGAAGGUGGUGUUCCGUGUGGGUUUGGUGCUGCUGAAACAGAUGCUUGGCUCAGUGGAUAAGCUGCGGGAGCUGCAGGGCAUGUACGAGACCAUGGAGCGCCUCCGCAACAUCCCCCCUGAGGCCAUCAGAGAGGAAUGGCUCAUACAGGAGGUGAUCACCCUGCCGGUGACGGAGGCUCUGAUUGAGCGCGAGUGCAAGAUCCAGGUGCGGAAGUGGCGCGAGUCCCGCGGCGAGCUCACGCACCAGCCAAGCCGCCGUCUCCAUGGCACCCGCGACAUCUUUGACCAGAAGCGCCGUGCCUCCGCCAUCAGCUCCGGUGGCAGCUUCUCCUUCCUGGGGUCCUCCGUGCCUCCGCCGGGGCCCCUCAGAGCCUCCUCCAGCCUGCUGUCCCUCCCGGGCUUCCGUAGGUCCAAAGCACCCUUUCACUCCCAGCCCAAGAAGGGCUCGCUGUCCGGGCCCUCAGGCAUGGAAGCCAUGCCCCACCACGACUUCUCCGCAGGGAGCUCCCCUUCCCACUCCGCCGUCCCGUACUCCGGAGGGCGGCCUCGUGGGCCCAGCCCGCUGGUGGGGGUCUCCCCCCCGGCGCAGUUGCCUCAGGCCUCUGCGGCCUCGGACAACCGGAAGCUGGCCACUCUGCCGCCAUCGGGUCAGAACCAGCACACACCUUCGCACACGCUCGCCCCCUCGCCCAAAGUGGUGGCAGAGCAUGUCACCCCCACCAUACCCUCACCCACUGCCAACAAUGCCCCUCUGCCUCCCUGUCCCGACCCAGCAACUAAACCAGGAGCAGCAGAGGAAGGCAAGAAGAAAAAGAGAAACAAGGAGGAGAAGAAACGAGAAAAGGAGGAAGAGAAACAGAAGGCCCGAGAGAAGAAAGAGAAGGAUAAGGCCGAUAAGGAGAGGCAAAAGAAGGAUAGAGACAGAGCGGAGAAGGACAGGAAGAAAACGGGCAAAAAGAAGGACAAAGGGGCAGGUGGGGGAGAGGCGGAGGAGAAGAAUGGAGAUCUGGCCUAGUUCCCCUCACCCAGCCGGCCUGGCCAAAGGGUUGCAGCCUCGGAGAAGGGGAUAGGAAAAAAAGAGGACAAGGGAACAAAAGAACCACAGAAGGGUAAAA
Molecule: messenger RNA, 3633 nt
Organism: Clupea harengus (Atlantic herring)
Lineage: Eukaryota; Metazoa; Chordata; Actinopteri; Clupeiformes; Clupeidae
Gene: tbc1d10b
Product: TBC1 domain family member 10B
Exons: 11
Coding region: 618-3533 (971 amino acids)
Biological process (GO): regulation of GTPase activity
Molecular function (GO): GTPase activator activity; small GTPase binding
Source: RefSeq, a predicted model, not a curated record